CCCUCUCUUCUCUCCUUCGUGGAUCGUGCGGUCAGUGCCCUUCUCUCCCCCCCGGUGCCUCUCUCUUGGGAUGUGACUAGUGAUGUGUAACCUACAGAAUGCCCAGCAGUACUGGAAAAAGCUUUAAACCUACCAAAUACAUCCCAGUCUCCACUGCAGCCGCCUUACUAGUUGGAUCUACCACUUUGUUUUUUGUUUUCACGUGUCCCUGGUUAACCAGAGAAAUAUCUCCGGCCAUCCCUGUAUACAAUGGACUCGUGUUCCUGUUCGUCCUGGCAAACUUCAGCAUGGCCACUUUUAUGGAUCCCGGCAUCUUCCCAAGAGCUGAUGAAGAUGAAGACAAGGACGACGAUUUCCGAGCUCCACUCUACAAGAAUGUGGAGAUCAAAAGAAUACAAGUACGGAUGAAAUGGUGCGCCACUUGCCACUUCUACAGGCCGCCUCGUUGCUCCCACUGCAGCGUUUGUGACAACUGUGUGGAGGAUUUUGACCAUCACUGUCCUUGGGUGAAUAACUGCAUUGGGCGCCGAAAUUAUCGCUAUUUUUUCCUUUUUUUGCUGUCCCUGAGCACCCAUAUGGUUGGGGUUUUCACCUUUGGUCUGAUAUUUGUUUUACACCAUUUGGAGGUGCUGGGAGAGGCUCACACCAGCAUCACAAUAGCAGUGAUGUGCGUAACUGGCCUCUUCUUUAUUCCUGUGAUUGGUCUCACGGGUUUCCAUAUUGUCCUCGUAGUACGAGGUCGUACCACAAAUGAACAGGUGACAGGGAAGUUUCGUGGAGGAGUGAACCCAUUCACUAGGGGGUGCUGUGGGAAUAUACAGCAUGUACUUUGUAGUCCUUUGUCCCCCAGGUAUAUAGUUGAUCCAAAGAAAAGGCCUACAGUAGCUUUAAAGCCUCCUUUUAUCAGGCCUGAUGUGCUGUCUGAGAGGCAGAUAACAGUCAAGAUUAGUGACAAUGGGAUCCAGGCCAAUCUGCAUCGCUCUAAGUCAAAGGGAAGCCUGGAAGGUAUUAAUGACAAGUCCUUGGAACUCCUGACAAUGCUGCCAAAAGGAGACCCCAACAAAUACUCGGACAUGAAGGGGUCUGUGGUAACCAGUGAAGAAUGCAGUUUGUCUCCAAAAAUUAUAAAUCCAGCAACUCCAGCAAUGUACAAGUUCCGACCGCCUUUCAGCACCAACUCCAAAGUGCACUACCAUACGGCAACCGAGCAGAUUGCAGUUCAGGAAGGUCUAAAAGACAAUGUGUUCCUGCAAGAUGAUUGUCGGAGUGCUGAUUACCAGUCAGAGCCGAAUUUGGACAUCUCGGAGUACCGUAAGAACUCUCUUCACAAAUCCUAUCAGUCCUCACCUCUGCAGAUUGACACCUUUACUGCAAACUCACGAUCCCUGAGCCUGAAGAACUCAGGCCGUCGUGAAUCUGAAAAAUUACCUUUACAGCUGGUAAAGUCAGAAGGUGGUACCAUAACACCAUACAAGAGUGUCUUUUCUCCAAAUGCUUUGUCAAAUCGCAAUGGAAGCCUAUCUUAUGACAGCUUACUCAACCCCAUGUCUCCAGCAGCUAAAUGCACUACACACACUGCUGCAGGUUCUGUGGGUUACCACUCCCCAUAUAUGUCUGCCAAGAUGUGCCAUUUGCGGGGUGGAGAGCGGCAGGUGGCACACGGAUUUAGCCCCGUGCUAAGCAGAGCAGCUGAGCAUCAGCGAGAACCUUCUCCUGUUCGUUAUGACAACCUCUCUAAAUCCAUCAUGGCUUCAAUUCAGGAGAGGAAGGAGAUGGAAGAACGGGAGAAGCUGUUGCACUCUCAUACGGAUUCUGUUUUUGCAGACUCUGGGGUCUAUGAUACUCCAAGCACAUACAGCCUGCAGCAGGUCAGCUCACUUUCUGAGAACCCCCAUCCAGGACGGUAUGGGUCAAAAGACAAUCUGCUGGCUGGACCUCCCAGCUUCAGCUCCAGGAACCCUGUACUUCAGUCCUCUGUAUCAUCACUUUCAAGUGCAGUUUCCCGAGCCCCUAGGACUUCCACCACCUCCUUGCAGGCUGACCUGGUUAAUAACAAUAUCCAGAGUCACCAACCCUUGCAAGCUAGAGUGAGCAAUGGCUCUUAUAAGUCCCCUGGUCACCAGGCUCCUUCAUCACCUUCUGGUAUACCCAGAUCACCUUCUUAUGGGGCAGCAAAAGCUGUUACAUUUCUCAACACUAUGGAGUUUGGGGAAGGGACUUCUAUGCCAAUUCAGAGGGAGGAUUUGCAGGUGAAACCACCUCACGGUAAGGUAAAUGGACAACCAAAGGGUUUAACAAGGGCUGAAUGUCGACUUGGAUCCACUUCUAGCUCCCAAGGCACCACAGUAAGCCCCUCCAGACAUUCAAAUGUUAAGAAGGUCUCUGGUGUGGGAGGCACAACAUAUGAGAUAUCGGUGUGAGAGAUACCUUGAGCACCGUGAGGACUGCAGGCAAUGAAGCAACAUAAAAAACAAAUAGCAUUCUGCUGGCCCCUUUGGUUAGCAUGCUGAAACAUUGGUAACACAGGAACUCUAUGGUCGGAUGUGCAAGAGGAUAGUUACACACACACACAAAUAUUAAGCCAUUGUACGUGUGUCUGUCCAAACUACAAAGACAUUAUUUUUAAAAAAAAAAGUUGUGACGUGAGAGCACUGGAACAGCUCUUUUAUUAUUUUUUUUUAAUUCAGUUUCAUUUUGGUUGGGAAAUUGCAGUGUGUGCGUGUAAGGGAUGGGCACCAUGGACGCAUCGCAUACUGGAGAAAGAAAUGGGCAGGAGCUUUGGUUCAAGUUAAAAGAAGAGGAAAGUUGCCACCUUUUGUCACAAUCCCAGCCCUGGAUUUGCCCUCCCUGUGUGGAAUUUGUAUGUUGCUCCUUCCUAACUUUGUGCAGUGUGAGAUUUAUCCCCCCAUUUAUUUUGCGUGCAUGUGUAUUUGCCAGAUAAAACCUAGAAGGAUUACAGCUGUGUCUAAAAGUGACUGCCAUUGUUUGCUCCUGAAAGUGCCUACAGUAGCAAUGUGCAACCUCUGGCCCUCUGGAAGUUGUCAAAUUACGACUCUCUGCUUCCUGCCAGCAUUUAAAAGCUGGGAGUUGGUGCAAUGGAAUUUUGAGGGUUGCAGGUUCCUCAUACCUGUCCUACCACACAUAACAAAGAAUCACAUUGUGGUUAUCUCAGGAGAGAAUAAACCCUUCUAGAAGGGACACCUGUAAUAAUAAUAUAGCCAAGGAAAUCUGUUCAGAUCAUUGUAGAUCAGGUGUUCUCCCAAGCAACUCCCAUCAUCCUUCAGCAGCUGGUAGGAUAUCCCUGAUAAAGAGAAUGCUUUGCCUGCAUUUUGAUAAGCAUAUUUAAUGCUUUACCACAGAUAAGAGUCAGGACAGUAACUGCAGUAAAGCCACUUAUAUUCCUCUGUUUGUGGGACAAUAUAUUUUUUCAAUUUUACAUUUCAUCAUUUUUUACAUGACAUUUUUAUAUAUUCAUUUCUGCAUAUACUGAAGGCUGCAUUUGGCUGUCAAGUGAAACCAUCGCUCAGUAUAAAGGGUAUAUUGGGAUCCUGGUUUUACGAAAUGAUCUCAAAUCAGGAUCCAAACGUGAGGCCUGUGCAACACUGUGCAUGGGGGAGAUAAUAGAUUGUUGUUGCAUCUGUUUUAGGCAAUUACAGGAAGCAGCUGCUUAUUUUGCAGUGUCACAUUAGGUUUUAUAUCCGUUUGCAAUGGUUUUACCAUUUUGAGCUGCUGAAAUCCCAUGUCUACAACAUGGAGUUUUCAAACAAGUCUCAUGGGAUACUGGAUUAUCAUACGAUUCCCAUUGACUGGCCAUGGCAGGCACUUUCUCUUGUUUUGAGAAUGUGUGUGAUUAAAAUGUCUGCAAAUUGCUAAAAUGAUCAUAAGCCAAAGUUAUAAACCAUUGCAACAUUAUAUUUUUUUUUUUUUGCUCCAGACGGAACUGCCAUUAAAUGAACCUCCAGACUUGGUAAGGAUACAAAACUAAAACCAGAUAUGUAAAAAGACUACCGGUAAUUUUAUAAGUAAAAUGGAAACCAAAUCCUGAAAUGCCCUGCAUUUGUGCCGAGUGUGACCAUUCUGUAGUAUGCAAUUCUGUACCAAACAUCUGUUUGAUAUGAUGUGGGCAGUAAAAUCAUUGGGAUAUCCAAGUGACUUACAGGUGUACAAUAUAUUAUGUAUGUAUAGCUAACAAAUAGGGGUAGGCCACACUAAACACAAGAAACCUGCAGUAAGGUCCUGGGACAGGGUAAAACUGAGGAGUGCAGUGCAACAGAUUUUCUGGUUAUACAAAUGACUUUAUAAUGGGGUCAGAAAUGUUAAUACUAUUUAAACUGCUGCUGUGUCUUUAAUGAAAGUGUAAUCAAUAUUGCAUAGCACUCAAAGUAGUGUCUGCUCUGCGAAUAUGUCCUGUUCUAUGUUACAUGAAUAGGCAAAUGUGGUUGGUAAAUGCAAUGUGAGAAAUAAGAGAUUGUUUUGUAUGUAGAACUUUCAGGCAGGUUGUGUAACCCCUUCAUAGCUAGGAAUUCAGUGGAGGGUGGUCUAUGCCCCUACAACAAAAAAAUAAAUGUUACUGCUUUAGAUUUUAUGUUUUUCAAAUUUCUAAUACCUGUUGAGAUUGAGCUGCUCACUGUGGCAACUUUUUCCUUUGCUUUCCCCCUUGUAAGUGAUAGAAUAUCUGUUUUAUUUACAUUCAUUAUUUUUCCAGUCUGUUCUACUCUGCAUCUGGAGCCACUGGUGCUGGGAUUGUUUCCAGCUAUGAUCGUAGGGAUCACCCAGUCCAUGUUAUCUGUAUGUUACCUUUAUGGGGUCAUAUAGACCUGGCAGGAGUGUAUGGUGUACACAAACCCUGCAAAAGAAAUGUAUGCUUUCAUAGUUGCUGCACCUCCUUUCCUCUGCGGAUUUCUAACUGCACAGUGUGAGAAGAAAUGGCAGUCGUUCCUAUGAAAGAUUUAAGCAAAUGCAUUGCCCAAGAAGUAUCAUUCCUCAGUGCAGAUCCAAAAGGCCCCCAAACACGGGCCGAUAAAAGCCCUAGGGCCCACGAUCGUAUCAGCCCGACAUCGCCCACUUUAAUGUGGGCAUUAUUGUACUAAAAUUAAUUUGUGCUAGCGGCACAUGUAUCCUUUAAUAUCUUGGAAUUUAAAAAAAAUUAAAUAAUGAAAGUAUGAAUGGCACCUUCAUCAAUUUUACAUUUUUAUGGUUUUACUUUAACCCAUUUACUGUAUUGGCCGUUGAGAGUGCAAGCUCCAGUGCAAUUGUUUGAUGCAGAUUGCCCUCGGAGAUACAGAGGUGAUCACUUCCAACAUGACCCUUUUCUGUUUCCAAAUCUGUUUCACUAUAGAGCAAGGUAAAAAAACAAUUCCAUAAAACUUCAUCUACGAUUGUGUAUUGGUUAACUGAGCACAAUACAUUUAAAAAAAAAACUAGCAUUGUCAUUAAGUCCUUAGAGCAGGGAUACACAGGGGUUCUCUCUAUAGCAGCAACUUUCCCUUCCUUAGGAUCAAAUGACAAACAACCCUAGCUUAUUGUUCAUGUAAAUGAGAACAUAUGGCUUAUCAAGGACAUACAUUUCAUGUGAGCUGAAAUCUUAAUGGUUUCAAUUGAUAGUAAGGCCUAUGGCACACACAUGCGCUUGAUGCCCUUCUGUGUCACCAUGCCAGCUGAAGGAUUAUGUAAUAAAAGGCACUACGUUUGCCCAGUAACACAUAGCAACCAAUCAGCAGGUAGAAAUUACUGGUCACCUGUUUAAAAGCCAACACCUUAUUGGUUGAUAUAGGUUACUGCUAUUGGGCAAACCUUGCACAUUUUAUUACAUGUGGGGGUAAUAAUAAGCGCAUAUGUUUGUUUGUGUCUCAGCACAUCGCACUGCACAGCAGGCUUCACAGUACGGGGGACAGCAGGGCAGUAAAGGAAAACUAAAUUGUAUAAUGUGAACACUCCAGAUGGUGGUUUUUAAAACCUUCUUUUCUGCCCUGUUUUUUUUUUCUAAGUUAUGUGUAUGUGUAAAUAGGAAUUUGCAUGGUGUAAUUUAACUGUUCAAGCAAAAUAUUUAUUUUUUUCUCCCCUCUUGUAUAAGAGCAGAAGGCUUAUUUGUUUUCCAGUACUUGUAAUUUACCCAAAAUGUAACUUUUCUUCCUGUAUUUUUUUUUCUUUUAAAUUUAUAAUGUUCUGUGUAUAUUUUUCAGUUAUUCCCACCAAUAAAUAGUUUUUUUUU
Molecule: messenger RNA, 6211 nt
Organism: Xenopus laevis (African clawed frog)
Lineage: Eukaryota; Metazoa; Chordata; Amphibia; Anura; Pipidae
Gene: zdhhc8.S
Product: zinc finger DHHC-type containing 8 S homeolog
Cellular component (GO): membrane; Golgi membrane; mitochondrial membrane
Molecular function (GO): palmitoyltransferase activity; protein-cysteine S-palmitoyltransferase activity; acyltransferase activity
Source: RefSeq, marked provisional